AACAGAGGCGGACUGACCAUUUGAGCACUUGGGCACUGCCCGAGGGCCCGGGGUCAGUAGGGGCCCCCAUGAGAUGCCCCUGGUACCUUUCAUUGUCUUUUUCAUAGGCUUUUUUGGGUGUGAGCAAGGACACAGGGGCCCCAUGAUCCCUAUUGCCGGGGGGCCCCAUGAGUUGUCAGUCUGCCCCUGCAUGGGACUCUUGAAAUAAUUCUCCGAAGGUAUUCUCUGCAUUAAGGUAAAAAAACUUUUGCCAGCCCCCCUUAAUAUUUACCUGAGCCUGAUGUCGAUCCAGCAAUGUGCA
This is a messenger RNA of Staurois parvus, 301 nucleotides long. The record is from the annotation of a GenBank genome assembly. Lineage: Eukaryota; Metazoa; Chordata; Amphibia; Anura; Ranidae.